Hemicordylus capensis (graceful crag lizard) is the source of this 5583-nucleotide messenger RNA. RefSeq names its product CDP-diacylglycerol synthase 1 (gene CDS1). Gene Ontology annotation, molecular function: phosphatidate cytidylyltransferase activity. The record is from RefSeq and is a predicted model, not a curated record. NCBI's taxonomy places the organism in Eukaryota, Metazoa, Chordata, Lepidosauria, Squamata, Cordylidae. Gene Ontology annotation, cellular component: endoplasmic reticulum membrane. The transcript is spliced from 13 exons. Bases 594 to 1925 code for a protein of 443 amino acids.
GAUUUCCCCCUCCGAGGAACAGAUUUGGUGUUUUUUUUUGGGGGGUGGGGGUAGACCCCCGGGGUGGGCUCCAGAGUAAGGGACCUGCUCUGCUCUGGAGGGAUUGGGGGGUUCCUCUUCUGAGAGAAGGGGGCGGGUUUGUUCCAGAGCCCUCCCGUUUGGGGGACCGGGCUGCUGGGAGGAGGAGAGAGUUUUAGAGGGGUUGCUUGUUCUGGGCCCCCUGGUUGUCCUUAAAAACUCCUUGUGGGUCGUGUAAGAUCCCUUCUGGAGGCUUGUCAGGCGAAGCUGAUCUUUGCAGAGCCUGUUAGAAGAGAGAUAUUCCCGAGCUGGUUGUGCUUCACUGGGGGAAGCGUGUUGGUUUGGGGGCUCCCUUGGCUGUAUGUGGGCAGGCGGGGGUGGGGGAAAGGUGUGUCUUUUUACAGCUCUCGGGUUUCUCAGUCGGUGUCAGCUGGGAUGUUGUAGGGUGCCAGGCCUAACCCUUGAGACGAAAGCCCGCAGUUUCCCCCUUCAUAGGCAGGCUUGCCCCCUGCAUGCAUACAUAUUACUUCCUCCCUGCACUUGCUGCUGCUGUUUAUUGACCUGACACCAGGGAGAUGUCUGAGCUGAGGAAGCGAGGAGGUGGGGGAGACCAUGAAACUGAAAACAUCACUGACAAGGAUGUGGAUGGAGAUGAUCGAUUUGCAGAGCUUGAUCUCAGAAGUGAUUCAGAUGUUCCAGAAAUUGUUCCACCAGCAGACAGCACUCCAGAAAUUUUAAAAAAGGCUCUUUCUGGCUUGUCCUCAAGAUGGAAGAAUUGGUGGAUUCGUGGGAUUUUAACUUUAGCUAUGAUUUCUUUCUUUUUCCUGGUAAUAUACAUGGGGUCAUUCAUGUUGAUGCUUCUUGUCAUGAGCAUACAAGUUAAAUGUUUCCAUGAAAUCAUUACUAUAGGUUACAGAGUCUAUCAUUCUUAUGACCUGCCAUGGUUUAGAACCUUAUGCUGGUAUUUCUUGCUAUGUGUGAACUACUUCUUUUACGGAGAGACCGUAGCAGAUUAUUUUGCAACAUUUGUUCAAAGGCGAGAGCAGCUUCAGUUCCUGAUUCGCUACCACAGAUUUAUAUCUUUUACGCUUUAUCUGACAGGUUUCUGUAUGUUUGUGCUGAGUCUGGUGAAGAGGCAUUAUCGUCUGCAGUUUUACAUGUUCGCAUGGACUCAUGUCACUUUGCUGAUCACUGUAACUCAAUCCCAUCUUGUCAUCCAAAAUCUGUUUGAAGGCAUGAUCUGGUUUCUUGUUCCAAUCUCAAGUGUUAUUUGUAAUGAUAUAGCAGCUUAUGUCUUCGGCUUCUUCUUUGGGAGAACUCCAUUAAUUAAGUUGUCUCCCAAAAAGACCUGGGAAGGAUUCAUUGGUGGCUUCUUUACCACAGUUGUGUUUGGAUUCAUUGUUGCCUACCUUUUGGCUCAGUAUCAGUAUUUUGUAUGUCCUGUGGAAUACAGUAGUGAAACUAACAGAUUUGUCACGGAGUGUGAACCUUCAGAACUGUUCCAGUUACAGAAGUACUCUAUACCACCAUUGCUGCAGGUUGUACUAAGAAGGGAAACGGUGAACAUGUACCCAUUCCAGAUGCACAGCAUUGCUUUGUCAACAUUUGCAUCCUUAAUUGGACCAUUUGGAGGUUUCUUUGCUAGUGGAUUCAAAAGAGCAUUCAAAAUUAAGGAUUUUGCAGAUACUAUUCCUGGCCAUGGUGGAAUAAUGGAUCGCUUUGACUGUCAGUACUUGAUGGCUACUUUUGUUCAUGUCUAUAUCACAAGUUUCAUAAGAGGCCCCAAUCCCAGCAAACUACUGAAGCAGCUGUUGGUUCUCCAACCAGAGCAGCAGUUAAAUGUCUACAAAGCUCUAAAGGCUCACCUCAUUGAAAAAGGGAUCCUUCAGCCGUCACUGAAGCCAUAGGAGGACCGGACUACCAAGAAAAGCACAGCUGGAAAAGCAGAUUUUGCUUGUCAGAGCAACACAUGUUGGACUGAAGCUGGUCUGUGCAUCUGAAGAGAUGAAUGUGUUUACUGAAAUUACUGUGAAUACUCAAGAGGCCAUGGCAAGAUUUAAGUUCCUUCUGAAUAACUGCAUGUGUUUGCUGUGUCUCAGUUUCUUGGGUUGAAGGAAUGAGAGGUCUCCCUUUCCCCCCAGCUUUGUAAGCUUUGGGUUUUUAAAGCAACUAUCCAUUUUUAAAUAUUAUGCACAUGUUCCCUUUGGAGAGUAAAAGUUAAAGGGAUGCUAGGGAGCGUGCAGUUAUUUAUAAAAACUCAUUUUAGUGCAAUGUUGUUAAUGACUCCAGCUCAGAUAAUGAUACUUCUUAGUACCGUGUUGUAUCCAUAAUAAUUUUAGAUGACUGUGUAUGCCUAAACGUUAACCAAAUGGUGAUAGAUGCAGUUUUAUUCUAUAUUACUUCUAGAAAAUAGGAAAGGCUACCUGAAAUGAGGAAAUCCCCAAUGGUUUCUCAGGUUUUUGCCUUGUUUAAAAUCCUGGGGAAGGGGCAAUCAGGAAAUCUUUGGGCUCUUAUAAAGAGGGAAAUGCCUCUGGGAAGGGGUUCAGGGUCUUUCUGGUGGGAUCCUAAAGACCAGUUGAAGCACUGAGACCCCUUUCAGUUGCAGGCCUUUUCUUGACCAGCAAACUCAUUUUGGAACCUUUUGGACUCCAGAGAUUGGUGGCUCUCUGGAUUGUGCUAACUUGUGCCUCGGUGCUUGGCUGUUGAAAAUGAAAACUCCUCCCCCCUCCUUUAUAAUAAGUGCAAUAGAAGUGCAAAUUCGGCAAUAUUUAGAUAACUUCCCAUGAAGGCAGAUGGCCUGGUCCAGUGUGACCAGUUGGCUAGUCAGAAUUUGAAGUUGCAAGAUGAAUCUAGUGCUUCCACAACCAGUUCAAGCCGAAGGGGGCAUGUGGCUAAUACUGUAAAGGGAACACUUAAUACUGUAACUGGGAACACUUACUGCAGCGCGGCUAGAGGUUGCUUAGGGAGCUCUGCAUGAACAGUGACACUAACAUUCAUGGCAUGAAUUACUUUCUUGUUGCUUUUAUGUGAGUUCUUUUUAUCAUGUCAUAAACCAAAACAAAGCUAUUUAAAAAAGCAAAAAUAAAGCACAUUAAUGCCGAAAAUUUGGCACAAUAGUGACUGUAAAUUGGAGUUGAAGUGUUCAGGGUGCAGUUCUUGGGAAUGUUUUUUUCCUAGGCAAGCCUCCUUGACAUGGAGGGGAAACAUACAGGAGAACCCAUCCGUUGCAUGGUUUCUGUCCCCUGUCAUGAGGCUUGUGCAGAAGACCUUUCUAUAAGCUUUCACCCUGUGAACUGAACGUGUGAGCUUUUUUGCUUUGAGCGAAGACAACAGUUCUAGCCUUGCCAGACUAAACCAUGUAGCAAAACCUAGAUGUAUAUUAUUAACCUCCGACUUCUUCAGGGAUGGAGUCUGUUUACAUCAUUGUAGUGCCAGAGCUUGUUGUAUGUUCUCUUGCAGGACUCUGCAAUUACAGUAGUGCAGCUGCCGAUAAUGCUGUAACCUGUAUACUUCAGGUUAAUUCCAUCAGAACCGAUGAAGUCAUUCCAAAGAGGGCUGUGCAUCACUAAUACAAACCACCAAGGACUCCCUCCCCCAUUGCCUUGGCAAUGUGGAAGCAAAUUUGUCCUUCCCCUGCUGCCCCAGUGACCACACAAGACAGAUCAUGUAGCUGUGACUCUUUCAAGCCAAAAUCCUGUCCCUCAGGGUGUGGGAAGGCGGCAUAGUGUGGGUUAUCCUGUGGCAUGCAGCUUCUGCCAUUACUGGCGGUGGCAGGGAGGACAUAUGAGGGCUGUUUUCACAACUGUUAACUAGGUGGGACAAGUGUCCUCCUCAGCUUUGGGAGCUGUGCACAAUUUUCAGGAUUGUGAGUUAAACGCUGGGUGGGAGAUGGGCACAGGCUCUGAUGUUGUUGCCUCUUACACUGGCUACAAGUGCUGAGUAGGAAAAGGCCGUGUCAGCCUCCCACACAACUGCAAAUCAGGCAUGUGCCCAGCUUCUGAAGCUGUGGGUAGGGUGCUUGAAACAGCCCUACUGUUUAAUAAAACCAGAAUGUGUCAGCCUGGAUUUUGUGCCUAAUUUGGCACCACAGAAUAACAUGUAUUUGACAUACAGUGCUAUCAAUAUGGAACAGGCAUCUCUGAAGAAAUUGCACAACAGACCUUGCAGCUACCCUCCCCCCGGGAAGUUGCAGAAAGCUUCCUUGCUGUGAGGUCCAGCACAUAUUGGAUUCCUGCAGAUUACUCAUUUCUGUAGGGAUCCCACCAGCACUAUGCAAUGAUGUUUGCAAUCAGUGGGGGAAACAAAAAUAAUUUAGAUUCCUUUUGAAAUUUAUGUGGUUAAAAAGGGUGAGGGGAUGUUUUUCUGCUUUCAAAUUAUAGUUUCCUUUUUGCCUUGAGUGGUGCCAGAUCACAGCUGAAUGAUAGUACUGUUUUGAAAUACUGUUAUCACCACUAGUCUCCCAUCUGUGGUUGAACAGUAAAAAUGUUAACUUUCAAGCUAAACAAAGGCCUCAUGAGCAUGGCUGUUCAGACUGGAAAAACAGAACACAAAACUGAAAACUGGAUAAAUGGACAAGCCAACUGAAGGGUGCUGCUGUCUGGUUCGAUUUUAAAAAGCAUCAGUAGGAACGUUUGCACUGAAGUAAGUAGUCACUUAUAGGCCUUUGAAACUUAAGACGAAUGCAUAUUUUUGUUAUAAAAUAUUCUUUACUUAUUCUGUCCUGAGCUCAAAUCAUACAAAAAUGUAAAGCUUAAUUUUAAUGUAAACUUGUAACUUUUGGUGUAAUUUUUAUAACAUUUGUAUUGAAAUAAGAUUAUAUGUAAGCCAUUGAAUGCAGGAGAAGAGCUGACACUGUUAGCUCUGUUUGCACUGUUAAGGGACACCACUGUAAAAUAUUGCUACUCAUUAAAAGUGGAAUGCCUCAUGGUAAUUUUGGAUGCGUUCUUACUAUUUCUGAAUCUGUGCUUUUGAUAUACAGAAUACUAUUAGAGGAUUCUCAGGUUGCUUUCAGUGACAGUCUAAGAAUAUUCCAAGAAAUUGACAAUACACACUGCAGGCAUUCAGAAAAUCCCUUUGGACCUUGUGGUAGUCACAAUCUGAAGCAGUGCCAAGACUAAAACUAUUUAUCACGUUGAGCUUUUGUCACACAAGCUUGAUUUCAACUGUUGAAGGUUGUAUGGGAUUUGUGGCUGGUGAACUACACCUGGGGUAGCAUUCUUUAUCUUUAUCUUUGUUCAGGAAAGAUGGAGAGGUCGCAUUGAAUUAGCAUUUAACUAAAUGGCCAGCUCAGUUAUAUGCAUGUUUCAUUACAUGCCAGAAAAAUCAUUUAAGCAGUCUAGUUUCACUUUCUUUCAGCUCAUCAAAAACAAAAAAGCAAACACACCCCUUCACCACCCCCAUAACUUCCUUUAAUUUGCACUUCUCUUGGGCAACACACUACUGCCUUGUGUAGCAAAAUUGUAGAAACUCUGUAUAUACUGUAAAUGUUGCGCAUUUAAUUGUAUGUGUCAGUUGACCGUUCCCUGGAGCUGGGUGGGAAUAAUAAAGCUCUAAUCAAAAUCUUAA